AUGUUCAUCGACAACAUUGGGGUCAAAGACCACAUGAUCAUUUCUCUCAUCGCAUCGACCGUACGGACGAUUGGGAUGCUAGCGACAGGAUACAAGGACAGCGAGCACACCUGGAAGGAGGGAUGGUGUAUCUGGUCUGCGGCUAGUCUUGCGGCGAUGGGCAUAUAUGCUAUAGGCCGGCGUAUGUUGAAGGCCGAAGAGAAUACGGCGCUGAUGGACGAGAACCCCAUUCGGGAAAGGGUGAAGGGCGUCAUUGGAGAAGAGAAGUGUGGAAUUAAUCCGACUUCGUGA
Messenger RNA from Parastagonospora nodorum SN15, 291 nucleotides. RefSeq lists its product as hypothetical. The record is from RefSeq and is a predicted model, not a curated record. NCBI's taxonomy places the organism in Eukaryota, Fungi, Ascomycota, Dothideomycetes, Pleosporales, Phaeosphaeriaceae. The transcript is spliced from 2 exons. The coding region runs from base 1 to 291 and encodes 96 amino acids.